This is a messenger RNA of Gekko japonicus, 765 nucleotides long. RefSeq names its product ribosomal protein S8 (gene RPS8). NCBI's taxonomy places the organism in Eukaryota, Metazoa, Chordata, Lepidosauria, Squamata, Gekkonidae. The transcript is spliced from 6 exons. The record is from RefSeq and is a predicted model, not a curated record. Gene Ontology annotation, molecular function: structural constituent of ribosome. Gene Ontology annotation, cellular component: cytosolic small ribosomal subunit; ribosome. Bases 85 to 711 code for a protein of 208 amino acids. Gene Ontology annotation, biological process: translation; maturation of SSU-rRNA from tricistronic rRNA transcript (SSU-rRNA, 5.8S rRNA, LSU-rRNA).
AGGGUGUCGCGAGAUGUCAAGUGCAAGAAACCGCCCCGUGAUGCCUUGCGGCCUUCUCUUUGCAGACGGCGCGUCCGGAGAAGGAUGGGUAUCUCCAGGGACAACUGGCACAAGCGCCGGAAGACUGGGGGAAAGAGAAAACCCUACCAUAAGAAGAGGAAGUAUGAGUUGGGGCGACCCCCUGCCAAUACCAAAAUUGGCCCCAGGAGAAUUCACACGGUAAGGGUACGUGGUGGGAAUAAGAAAUACCGCGCUCUACGCCUGGAUGUUGGAAACUUCUCUUGGGGGUCUGAAUGCUGUACCCGCAAAACUAGAAUCAUUGAUGUGGUGUACAAUGCAUCCAACAAUGAGCUGGUGCGUACAAAGACCCUGGUGAAAAACUGCAUUGUGCUGAUAGAUAGCACGCCGUACAGACAGUGGUAUGAAGCCCACUACGCCUUGCCCCUUGGUCGCAAAAAGGGCGCCAAACUGACUCCUGAGGAGGAAGAAAUCUUAAACAAAAAGCGGUCAAAGAAAAUUCAGAAGAAGUAUGAUGAGCGGAAAAAAAAUGCAAAGAUCAGUAGCCUUCUGGAGGAGCAAUUCCAGCAGGGAAAGUUACUUGCUUGCAUUGCCUCCAGACCUGGACAGUGUGGCCGAGCAGAUGGCUACAUUCUGGAAGGCAAAGAAUUAGAAUUCUACCUGAGGAAGAUCAAGGCCAGGAAAGGCAAAUGAACACUCACUGUACCUAAAAAGGCUUAAUAAAUAAUCCCAGAUCCUUGUCUUAAA